AUGUUGCGCGCGGGCAUCUUCCAGGCGUGUCUGCGGAUACGGUCCCCACACUCCUUCUCUCCCUCUUCGCUUCCUGCGUUAUGGACCUUCCCUCGCCGACACGCCUCGACCGCUGCCACCCCGGUGAAAGCCUACCCGGUCUACGAGCUCACGGACGAAGACCACAAGCGUAUGCACUUUCAACGGAACAUUGGCGUCUCUGCCCACAUUGACUCGGGCAAGACCACGUUGACCGAGCGUAUACUGUACUACACCGGCCGUAUUAAUGCUAUUCACGAGGUUCGCGGACGCGAUAACGUCGGCGCGAAGAUGGACAGCAUGGAGCUCGAACGCGAGAAGGGCAUCACCAUUCAGAGUGCGGCCACCUACUGCGACUGGGAGGCACAUAUGCCCGCGACCGGUGCGAAGGAGAAGUACGCCAUCAACAUCAUUGAUACUCCUGGUCACGUCGACUUCACUAUUGAGGUUGAGCGCGCUCUACGCGUACUGGAUGGUGCUAUCCUGGUCCUCUGUGCGGUAUCUGGUGUGCAGAGUCAAACCACCACGGUCGAUCGGCAAAUGCGGAGAUAUGGCGUUCCUCGGAUAUCUUUCAUUAAUAAGAUGGACCGGCCCGGUGCAAACCCUUGGCGCGUCAUCGGCCAGAUUCGGCAGAAGCUCAGGAUCGGUGCCGCCGCUGUCCAGGUACCUAUCGGCGUCGAGGACGAUCUGCGCGGUGUCGUCGACCUCGUUCGGUGGAAGGCCAUCUACAACCAGGGUGAAAAGGGCAACGAGAUUGUCGAGUCGGACGAGAUUCCCGCGGAGGCUCUAGAGCUCGCCAAGGAGAAGCGCCGCGAGCUCAUCGAGCAGCUUGCAGAGGUGGACGACGAGAUUGGCGAGAUGCUCAUCAUGGACGAAGACCCGACCACGGAGCAGCUUGUGACCGCGAUACGUCGCGCGACCAUCGGGCUCAAGUUCUCGCCCGUCUUCCUCGGCUCGGCGAUCAAGAACACCGCGGUUCAGCCCAUGCUCGACGGCGUGUGUGCUUACUUGCCUGCACCCUCCGAGGCCAAGGUCACCGCGCACGACACCUCGCUCCCGGUUUCGGCCCCGCCUGUAGAACUGACGCCCGCUGCCGCCGCACCGCUCGUCGCGCUUGCCUUCAAGCUGGAGGAGGGCCGAUUUGGUCAGCUCACGUACAUGCGGGUGUACCAGGGCUCGAUCAAGAAGGGCCAGUUCAUUUACCACGCGCGGACUUGCAAGAAGGUCAAGGUCCCUCGUCUCGUCCGUAUGCACAGCAAUGAGAUGGAGGACAUCCAAGAAAUCGGGCCUGGUGAAAUCUGCGCCAUUUUCGGCAUUGACUGCGCUUCGGGGGAUACGUUCACGGAUGGCGCGACUGCGUUCUCAAUGACUUCGAUGUUCGUCCCGGAGCCCGUCAUCUCGCUGUCGAUCAAGCCCUCUGGCCAGGAGACUCCGAACUUUUCUCGUGCUCUCAACCGGUUCCAGAAGGAGGACCCGACGUUCCGCGUGCACGUCGACAAGGACAGCAAGGAGACGAUCAUCUCCGGCAUGGGCGAACUCCACCUGGAGAUCUAUGUGGAGCGCAUGAAGCGCGAGUACAACGUCGAGUGCGUCACGGGCCGGCCGCGUGUCGCGUUCCGCGAGACGAUCACCCAGCGCGUCGACUUCAACUACACGCACAAGAAGCAAACGGGCGGUGCGGGUCAGUACGGUCGGGUGAUCGGAUUCCUCGAGCCUAUGGAGAAGGACCCGGAGACGGGCAAGGACACGGAGUUCCUGAACCAGAUCAUGGGUACCGCCAUCACGCAGAACUACAUCCCCGCUGUCGAGGCCGGUUUCUACGAGGCGCUGGAGAAGGGCACGCUCUCCGGGAACACGGUGUGCGGGAUACGGUUCGUGCUGAACGACGGCCAGACGCACUCGGUGGACUCGUCGGAGCUCGCGUUCCGGCUGGCGGCGAUGGGUGCGAUCCGCGAGAACUACGCGGCGACGAAGCCGAUCAUCCUGGAGCCGAUCAUGACGGUGGAGGUGGUCGCGCCGGCGGAGUUCCAGAGCGCGGUGAUCGGGACGCUGAACCAGCGGCGGGGGACGAUCGUGGACUCGGAGGUGCGGGACGAGGAGUUCACGGCGGUGGCGGAGGUGCCGCUGAACGACAUGUUUGGGUACUCGAGCACGCUGCGGGGGGUGACGCAGGGCAAGGGCGAGUUCAGCAUGGAGUACAAGGACCAUCGGCCGGUGCUGCCUAACGUGCAGACGGAGCUGGAGGCGGCGUACAAGAAGUCGAUUGGGCAGAAAAAGUAG
Molecule: messenger RNA, 2298 nt
Organism: Epithele typhae
Lineage: Eukaryota; Fungi; Basidiomycota; Agaricomycetes; Polyporales; Epitheliaceae
Product: elongation factor G mitochondrial
Exons: 8
Coding region: 1-2298 (765 amino acids)
Biological process (GO): mitochondrial translational elongation
Cellular component (GO): mitochondrion
Molecular function (GO): GTPase activity; GTP binding; translation elongation factor activity
Source: RefSeq, a predicted model, not a curated record